Messenger RNA from Fraxinus pennsylvanica, 2022 nucleotides. The record is from the annotation of a GenBank genome assembly. Lineage: Eukaryota; Viridiplantae; Streptophyta; Magnoliopsida; Lamiales; Oleaceae.
AUGUUCCCCCAAAUCUCAUCCACCUUAUUCAAGGGUUUGGCGUGCACUGGUUCAGAGAGCAAAAUUUACCCUUUUGAUAUGAAAAUGGAGGCUGAAAUUCAAAAAAUUAAGAGAAGGGCUGUGUUUAAAGGUUGCUCAAAGUUGCUUGAACUGGCAGCCAUGGAUGAUGUGGCAAGCUUUAUUUCUCUAGUAGAAGAGAAGGGUUCUAAUUUUGACGAGGUGAGCAUUUGGUAUGGCAGAAGCUUUAGUUCAAAGAAGAUGGGGUUUGAAGAGAGAACAUCUCUUAUGAUUGCUUCCUUGUACGGAAGCAUCGAGGUUUUGAAGUAUGUUAUCGGGUCUCAAAAGGUUGAUGUCAACAGAGCAUGUGGCUCAGAUGGGGUUACUGCUCUUCAUUGUGCUGUGGCAGGGGGUUCGGAUUCAUCGAUUGAGGUUGUGAAGCUCCUAAUCAAUGCCUCUGCAGAUGUCAAUGCUGUCGAUGCCAAUGGGAAUAAACCUGGUGACCUAAUUUCACCGCAUCUGAAGUUCUCAAACAAUUCGAAGAGGAGAACCUUGGAGAUGCUGUUGAAAGGGAUUAGCUUUGAGGCUGGUGAUCAAGAAGAAGAACAAGGAAUUAAACAACCCCUGGUGGCAAAAGAGGGAGGGAAUGAGAAGAAAGAAUAUCCAAUUGAUGUUUCGUUGCCAGAUAUUAACAACGGGAUAUAUGGAACUGAUGAAUUUAGGAUGUAUAGUUUCAAGGUGAAGCCAUGCUCGAGAGCUUAUUCUCAUGAUUGGACAGAAUGCCCUUUUGUUCAUCCUGGUGAGAAUGCGAGGAGGCGUGAUCCAAGGAAGCAUCCCUACACUUGUGUCCCCUGCCCCGAGUUUAAGAAGGGAGCGUGUGCAAAGGGUGAUUCCUGUGAAUAUGCUCAUGGCGUUUUUGAGUCCUGGCUACAUCCUGCCCAAUACAGAACCCGGCUUUGCAAGGACGAGACUGGAUGUCCAAGGAAAGUGUGCUUUUUUGCACAUAAGCCCGAAGAGUUGCGUCCUCUGUAUGCCUCUACAGGUUCAGGUUUGCCUUCGCCAAAGUCUGUUUCAGUUAACUCAAUGGACUUGACAACAUUGAGCCCAUUGUCUCUUGGCUCAUCUUCUUUGAUGUACCCUAAUACUUCAACUCCACCAAUUUCACCAUCGGUUACAUGUUCGUCUCCCAUGGGUGGAAGUAUGCGGCAGCACAAGGCAAACCUCACACCUCCUGCUUUGCAGCUGCCAGGAAGCAGACUCAAGACGAUUCUCAGCGCAAGAGAUAUGGAGUUGGAUAUGGAUUUGCUUGGAUUGGAAAAAAUCCGAACACAAUACCAACAAAGGCAGCAGUUGGCAGAUGAGAUGGCAAAUCUCUCGUCCCCAUACAGCAAAAUUACAGAUUUGAGGCCCACUAAUCUUGAUGAUGUUUUUGGAUCGCUUGAUCCUUCGAUAUUAUCUCAAUUGCAGGGUCCAAAUGGGGUUCAGAUUCAUCAAAACACAAGCCAACUCCGUGCAAGCUACCCGUCCAACUUGUCAUCCUCCCCAGCAAGGAAGCCGGCCACUUUUGGGUACGACUCGUCUGCAGCAGUGGCAGCAGCAGUCAUGAACUCGAGAUCUUCUUCGUUUGCGAAACGCAGCCAGAGCUUUAUUGACCGUAGUGGUGGAGUUGGCCAUCGGUCCUGCCUUUCUGGUGCUUCUAAUUCCCCGAGUUUGAUGCCAUCUAAACUGUCAGAAUGGAGCUCCCCUGAUGGAAAACUCGACUGGGGCUUUAACUGUGAAGAUUCAAACAAGUAUAGGAAGUCAGCCUCUUUUGGUAUUCGAAGUGGUAAUGCUGGGUUGUCAACAGCAAUGGCUCCACCAAAUGUAGAUGAUCCAGAUGUAUCUUGGGUUCAUUCGUUAGUAAAAGAUGUUCCAUCUAACGAUGCUGCACGAUACAGUUUAGAGCAGCAGCAUGUCCGGGCUCGUGAUAUUGCUCCCCAUUGGGUCGAUCAGUUGUACAUAGAGCAUGAGCAGAUUGUGGCUUAA